UUGCUGAGAUACUUAGAUUUUUUUGCAUAUGAUUUCAUUAAAAAUAUCAGACUUAUUCUAGUACACAGGAAAUAUUUUUAAGGAAAAACGGACUGUGAUUGGAUACACUAAAACUCAUCUAUAGCCAAUGCUGUGCUGCGUAAAAUUCAAUGGCUGAUAUGUGCACGCUCCUCCUUCCUUUCUGUUGCCAGCUAGAUUUUACCUUCUCUGUCUGAUGGAAAACGAUAUUACAAAUCAGCCUCGAUUCCAUCCUUUUUUCCUAAGGAUUACCAGCUCAGUAUCCAGGAUGCGUUGAAAAAAAGAGGUAUCAUCAAACAAGGCAUUUCUGCAAUGAUUCAUCCAGCAGGUUACCGUGUUUUGCAAGUAGGAGUGCUGCAUCUCUUCCUUUUGUGGCUGCUCGUAAAUCUUACAUAUGCACAGUUCCGUUACUCUAUCCCUGAAGAACUAAACAGGGGGGAAAUUGUUGGAAAUAUCGCCAAGGACCUUGGAACUGAUGUAGCAAAACUAGUGGCUGCCAAUCUUCAGGUACUUUCUGAUUCUGACUCCCAAUAUUUUUCUGUAAAUGUAAACAAUGGAGCCAUAUUGGUGAACGACAGAAUAGAUAGGGAGAUUCUUUGUGGACAGAGUGUUACCUGUAUCUUGAAUCUUAAAUUUGCUAUAGAGAAUCCAGUUGAGGUGUACAGAAUUGAGGUUGAAAUACUAGACAUUAAUGAUAAUGCUCCCCGAUUUCAGAGUGAUGAGCUGACUUUAAAAAUAAAUGAGCUGGCAUCCCCUGGUGCUAGAUUCCUCAUUCCAAAUGCACAAGACCCUGAUAUAGGAUCUAAUGCUUUGCAGGAGUACCAUCUUAGCCCAAGUGAAAAUUUUGCCUUAAUAGUCAAAAAGCGCACAGAUGGAAGUAAAUUUCCAGAAUUAGUCCUAGAAAAGGCUCUAGAUAGGGAGCAGACAGCUGUCCACCACUUGGUACUGAAAGCAGAAGAUGGUGGAGUGCCAUGUAGAUCUAGCACCAUGCAAAUUACCAUAAUAGUUUUAGAUGCCAAUGAUAACCACCCUGCAUUUGAUCAACCCUCGUAUAAUGUGCAUCUUAAAGAGAAUGCCCCUAAAAAUUCCCUAGUCAUAAAACUCAAUGCAACAGAUUUAGAUGAAGGGCCAAAUGGAGAAAUUGAGUACUUUUUCAGCAGCCACAAUUCAGAAGCUUUGAGUGAUAUUUUUCAACUUAAUUCAGAAACUGGAGAAAUACGGGUACUUGGUGAUUUGGAUUUUGAAGAGCUUUCAGUUUAUGAACUUGAUAUUGAAGCUAGAGAUAAAGGAAGCCCUAUUAUGGAAGAACAUUGCAGUGUAAUUGUCCAUAUCAUUGAUGUAAAUGACAACACUCCAGAAAUGAUUAUAAGUGCAUUUUCUAGUUCUGUUCCGGAAGACUCACCACCUGGAACAGUAGUCGCAGUUAUUACAAUAAAAGACAAAGAUCAUGGGGAUAACGGAAGGGUACAGUGCCAAGUAGACAAAAAUCUUCCAUUCACAGUAAGGGAAGAUUUUGAGCAUCAGUUUUCCCUAAUCACAAGUGAUCAGCUGGAUCGAGAAAGUGUUUCCGAGUAUCAAAUAACAAUAACUGCAAGAGACAUGGGUAACCCCCCUCUUUCCACAGUGAAAGUUAUUUCUGUUGGAGUAUCUGAUGUAAACGAUAAUGCUCCUCAGUUUGUUGAACCUGUUUACGAAGUUUUUGUAGAAGAGAAUAACAAUGCUGGAGAGUUGCUUUGUACGGUUUCUGCUUUGGAUCCAGACUUGGACCAGAAUUCCCGCCUCUCUUAUUCCAUUUUGCACAAUCCUAAAGAUGAUUAUGCCUCUUCGUCUCAUAUUUACAUCAACUCCGAAAAUGGACAAGUGUACCUAAAGUUUCCACUUGAUUAUGAAAGAAUAAAUUAUUUCCAGUUUCAAAUAGAAGUUACAGAUGCUGGUUCUCCACCCCUAAAAAAUAAGACUGUUGUGCAUGUUUUUGUUCUAGAUCAAAAUGACAAUGCUCCGACAGUUGUAUUCCCUUUAGUUGGAGCUAAUUCAGUUGCACAGUGUAAGUUCCCACGUUCAACUGGCCCAAAUGUUAUGGUAAGCAAGAUAUCAGCAGUGGAUCAUGACUCUGGUCGUAAUGCAUGGCUUUCAUACAACAUAGUUGAAGCAACAGAUCCAACACUCUUCAGUAUUGUCUUGAGGACUGGAGAAAUAAAGACCAAACGGGCUAUUCAGGAUAUUGAUCCAAACAUUCACGAGCUCCUUCUUAUUGUUAAGGACUCUGGUGAACCAUGUUUAUCAACCUCGGUUACAGUAAUGAUGACCUUAGAAGACAAAGAUCUAGAAAUCUCACAGGGUGUCAAAGACCAUUCUAAAAAAAAGAAUAUAUCUAGUCUAACGCUUUAUCUAAUAGUUUGCUUAAUUGUUAUUUCGGUUAUAUCAUUAAUUGGUCUGGCAGCUCUCGGAAUUAAAAUUCACAAAUGUGAGAACAAGAAUUUUCCUCUCUGUUGUCGACAAAGCCAAAAGAAAACAGUGGUAACUGGAACAAAGUUACAUGGAACAUUUCAGCUUCAUCCAAGCCUUUGUAACACUAUAAUAGGGGUCCGAGUGGAUUGUGCUGGAAAUAUCCCAUCUAAUCGAAGGGUCAGACAUUGUUUCUCCCCAGUUUCAGAUAUUAGUGAGUUUAUGUUUAUGAGGCCACCUCAUGUUACUACUAACGCCUCUUCCCCAGGGAUAUUGGUUCCAGAUCCUAACUUCUCCAUUCCUUCGAAUGAGCAGGCACAAGCUAACAUUGAUUGGCAUUUUUCGCAAGCUCAAAAGCCUAGCACUAGUGGAGCACAGCCUUCUGAAGAUGCUGGAGUAUGGCCAAACAAUCCUGUUGAAACAGAAAGGCUUCAAGCAAUGAUCUUGGCCUCUGCAACAGAGGCCGCUGAAGGUUCAAAUCUUGGAGGAGGGACUGGGACAAUGGGUCUUGGUGCCUGCUAUGGUCCACAGUUCACAUUGCAACAUGUUCCAGAUUACAGACAAAAUAUAUACAUCCCGGGAACUGCCACACUGACUAAUGCUGCUGUGAAACAUGAUGGUAAGGCUGCUCUGCCUUCAGGCGGGAACAAAAAAAAGGCAACAAAAAAAGAGAAGAAAUAGUGAUUGUCUGAAAUGGACAACAAAAGCUAAGAAGACAAUGCUAUGAACAUUUAACCCCUACUAAAAUCCUCUACUGGAUGUUAUUGUUGAGAAGAUCAAAGAAUGAUAAAUUACAAUGACAGUGAAUGUUUCUAAAACAUAAAAUCUGAUUAGAAUUUAUGCUAAUUGAACUCAACAUAGCACAUUAUAAGCUGACAACAUAUUUGCCAUUUUUUACUUAAUACAAGACUUUUUGAGGAGGAAUACUUUUAUAACUAAAAACGGUACUGAAAACGUAAGUGUGGUUGCUGCCGAAAAGUGGAUUUUCCUUUUGAAAAAUGCAUAUAUUUCAAACCAAUAAUAGAAAAACAAUGAGUGUAUUCCCUUUGAAAUUCCCAUCAGGAUUGAAAGCGUGUAUUCUAUUUACUCUUGUGUGAGUUUGUGGUUCUGUAGUUUGUGAUAUGUUUUAAAGGGUUAAGAAUAGAGUUCUCUGUAGAUGAAUUCACGGUGUCUGAAUUAGAAAAUUGUGUGUAAACAAAAUCGGUAUAAGUGUAAGACAAGGCUCAUUUAUACUACUACCUUUGACUAAUCCAAAAGAGUAAAAGCGUACAUGGUCAUCUAAAUUAGGUUGAUAGGAUCAAACCUUGUGCUUUUUGCAGCUGGCCACAGGCAGAUUUGUUGUAUGUUAAAUAACCAGGUAUUCAAAAAUUGUUUGUUUUUGAAUGAAAUGGAUGAUCCAUUGGCUUAUUUUGAUUAUUCCGAUAUAGAUAUCUAUCUAUAUGGAUAACUUUUGUUCUGUUGAUGCUUUUUGUGGAAAGAGAAGAUAAAAAGUCUGAUGUAUUUGCAGGUCGUAUUAUAAAAUUAAAGAGGUAGUAAAGUGAAGAUGAUUAAUAACAAAUUCUGCCCCAAAAAAGCAUGACUUUUAACAAUAUGAGUUUUCUCAAAACUAAAAUAAUAAUAUAUUGAUUUACGGAAGAAAGCACAGAUAUUAAUCUACUACAGCUAUUGUUUUGUUGCUGGGAAUAACGGGAGCCUCAUGUAUCUUAAAUAUAUUUGAAAAAUGUUAAUUUAAGGCAAAUUAUUUUCGUUGAGUACAUGUAAACCUAUGAACAAAUAAUGGGAACAUCACUUAAAAUAUGAUGGAUUACUCAUAGUAGCACGGAUUUUUUUGUGACGUAACAGCCUUAAAAUCCGCUCUUUAUUUUACUCAAACAAGCAAAAACAAA
Messenger RNA from Spea bombifrons (plains spadefoot toad), 4349 nucleotides. Its product is annotated as protocadherin gamma-B3-like. Gene Ontology annotation, molecular function: calcium ion binding. Lineage: Eukaryota; Metazoa; Chordata; Amphibia; Anura; Pelobatidae. Gene Ontology annotation, biological process: homophilic cell-cell adhesion. Bases 331 to 3144 code for a protein of 937 amino acids. Gene Ontology annotation, cellular component: plasma membrane. The record is from RefSeq and is a predicted model, not a curated record. The transcript is spliced from 4 exons.